AUGGCUUCCAAUAUGCUGAAUCUCGGCGGAGGCGCCCACACCCAGGACUCGUUGCCCUCCUUGCCGACUCAUCUUCAGUCCGAUACACACAUCACCGCUCAUCUCGCCAGUCGUUUCCACGUUGCUCAUCCCACAGCUCGACUAUCCUCACACGGCCUCGUCUGUCUCAACACUUACACCUCCUCGUCCAAGGGUCCCGAUGGCGGCAAAGAGGGAAGCGCCAUGGCUGGCGCCGAGGACAUGGCUGACCGUGCCUGGCUGAGACUUGGCCAUCGCUCCGAGAACCAAGCCGUCGUAUUCCUUGGUGAAUCAGGCUCGGGCAAGUCUACGAUCCGCUCACACCUCCUUACUGCCUUGCUCAACAAGUCGUCAACUCCUCUUUCCAGCAAGCUCUCUCUCGCCGCCUACGUCUUCGAUACCCUCACGACGACAAAGACCGCCACUACCCCCACUGCUUCCAAGUCCGGUCUCUUUUACGAGCUGCAAUACGACACUGCUUCCACUACCAACCCUAUCCUCAUUGGUGGUAAACUCCUCGACCACAGACUAGAAAGAAGCCGAAUCACCGAUGUUCCCACCGGUGAACGCAACUUCCACGCCCUUUACUAUCUACUCGCCGGAACGAGCCCGGCCGAAAAGACCCAUCUUGGUCUGGACGACUCCCCCGUUGUCGGCACCACACGUUGGAAGUAUCUUGGUCACCCAACCCAGCUCAAGGUUGGUAUCAAUGAUGCCGACGGCUUUCAGCUUUUCAAAAAUGCCCUCAAGAAGCUUGAGUUCCCUCGUAACGAUAUUGCCGAGAUCUGCCAAAUACUCGCUGCCAUUCUCCACAUUGGUCAGCUUGAAUUCGAAAACGCAAACGACACCAGCGCCACAGGCGGCGACAGCGGUGGCUUCUCCCACGAAGGUGCCAAUUCCUUCACCGGAGUCAAGAACAAGGAUGUCCUUGCUAUUGUUGCCGCUUUUCUGGGUGUCAAUUCCAAUGAUUUGCAAACCACUCUCGGCUACAAGACAAAAAUGAUUCAAAAGGAGCGAGUCACCGUCAUGCUUGACCCAGUUGGCGCUCGCGCUCAUGCGAAUGAGCUCGCCAGAACCCUCUAUGCUCUGCUUGUUGCCUGGAUCAUGGAAUCGGCCAAUCAGCGUCUGUGUGCUCCCGAGGAGUCCAUCGCCAACACAAUCUCCAUUGUAGACUUCCCCGGUUUCGUCCAGCAGGGCUCCACCAGAUCGGUUCUUGACCAGCUCCUCAACAACGCUGCCACUGAGGCUCUUUACAAUGUCACACUUCACAACUUCUUUGACCGCAAGGCCGAGAUGCUCGAGUCCGAGGAAGUCAGUGUUGCCCCUACAUCCUACUUUGACAACUCCGAUGCUGUCAAGGGUCUGCUCAAGCCUGGUAAUGGCCUGCUCAGCAUUCUCGAUGACCAAACCCGUCGUAACCGCACCGACAUGCAGCUUCUCGAGAGCUUCCGCAAGCGCUUCGAAGGCAAAAAUUCUGCUAUUGACAUUGGCUCCGCCACUGCCAAGUUGCCUGGGAGCAACUUCAUGACCGAGAAUACAGCCGCUACCUUCACCGUCAAGCACUUUGCUGGUGAAGUUGACUACCCUGUCAAGGGCCUUAUUGAAGAGAACGGCGAGCUCAUUUCCGGUGAUCUGCUCAACAUGAUCAACACAACCAAGAGCGAAUUCGUUGCCCGCCUUUUCGGCCAGGACGCUCUCCAAACUGUCACUCAUCCCAAUGAGAGAACGACCGUUAUGCAAGCCUCGGUCAGCUCCAAACCUACUCGUGCCCCCAGCGUCAUGUCCCGGAAGGGUACCAGAGCUCGGCCACCAACGGCUGGCCGCCGUCAAGAGCAGCAGGACGCUCUUGAUCGUCUCGAGCAGCUCGGCGAAUCCCGCGAAAAAGAUCAGCGUCGCGGCGCUACCACCACUGGGAUUGAACAGGGUGCUUCCGGCCAAUUCCUCUCAUCUCUGGAUAACGUCCAAAAAGCUGUCACCGACCCUGGUACCAACUGUUACUUUGUCUUUUGCUUGAAACCCAAUGACCGUCGCAUUGCCAACCAAUUUGACAGCAAGUGUGUCAGGACUCAGGUUCAGACUUUUGGUAUUGCCGAGAUCAGCCAGCGCCUGCGCUCCGCCGAUUUUAGUCUAUUCGUGCCAUUCGGCGAAUUUCUUGGUCUUGUCGAUUCAGAGACUAUUCUCGUUGGUAGCGAGCGUGAGCGCGCUGAGAUUGUCAUUGAAGAAAGGCGCUGGCCGGGCAAUGAAGUGCAGAUUGGCUCCACCGGUGUCUUCCUCAGCGAGCGAUGCUGGAUGGAGAUUGCUCAUCUGACCGCCAGCGGCUCUGCUCGGCCGGGCAUGGCCUCUGUUGAUGGCGAAAGUUAUGGUGUUCCCGAGCGCAAUCCCUUUAUUGCCUCCAAGGAGCAGCUCGUCUCUGGUGGCAACACUCCCCUCAUGUAUGCGGGCGAGAAGACCAAGAGCGGAUACUUUGCCGCAGGUGAUGAUGCUCGCUCCGAGGCCGGUGUCUCUGCCAUUGGUGGCGGUGACAUGUUCAAAAACUUUGACACUCGCGAGCAGAUGGCUGAACGAGGUAACGAAAAGGACCUAGUCGAAGUCGAAGAGUACAAGGACAGCCCGAGUCGCAAGCGAUGGGUCUUCCUCGUCUACUUGUUGACUUGGUUCGUCCCUGAUUUUCUCAUUCGCUGGAUCGGCCGUAUGCCCCGUAAAGAUGUACGUAUGGCCUGGCGUGAGAAGCUUGCCAUCAACUUUCUCAUUUGGCUCCUCUGCCUGGUUGCCGCUUUUUUCAUCGUCGUCUUUCCCCUUCUUAUUUGCCCCAAACAACAUGUGUACAGCCCAUCAGAAUUGUCUUCAUACAAUGGCAAGUCCGGAAGCAAGGGUGCCUUGGUCUCCAUUCGCGGAUACGUGUUCGAUUUGUCUGCCUAUGUUCCUCAACACUACCCGCCUUACCUCAACCCGAAGCUACUUACCAAUUAUGCUGGCUUAGACAUCAGCUCUCUCUUCCCUAUCCAAGUCAGCGCUCUCUGCCAGGGCAAAGACGGUGAUGUUGAUCCUCGAGUCACGCUCGACUACAAGAACAACAACUUUACUGGCAUCUCCCCUGCCCUUAUCAGCACCCAGGACCUCAACGCCAAAUAUCAUGACUUUCGCUACUAUACCAAUGAUACUCGUCCUGAUUGGUAUUUCGAACAAAUGACCAUGCUGCGUGCUCUUUUCAAGAAAGGCACUGUCGGUUACACGCCUCAAUACGUGAAGAAGCUCAACGAGAAGCAACAAAGAAUUGGUAUCAUAGACGGCCGCGUCUACGACCUCACCACCUACAUGGCUGGCGGUCGUCGACUACUGGCCAAGGCUGGCGAGUCGCUUCCCGAUGACGCAAGUCUCGCAAACUUCAUGAGUGACGACGUCGUUCAAAUGUUCCAGGUUCGUUCUGGCUCGGACAUGACAAAAUACUGGGACUCUUUGGCCAUGGAUGCCGCAAUGCGCUCAAGAAUGAAGACGUGUCUUGACAAUCUCUUCUAUGUCGGUGAUGUCGAUACCCGGAACUCAACCCGGUGCCAGCUGGCAACUUACUUGGUACUUGCCGUCACAAUUUUGCUGGUUUCCGUCAUCGCAUUCAAGUUCAUUGCUGCAUUGCAGUUUGGAGGCAAGAGCAUGCCUGAGAAUCUUGACAAAUUCGUCAUCUGCCAGAUCCCGGCCUACACCGAGGACGAAGACUCUCUUCGCCGUGCCAUUGAUUCGGCUGCUCGAAUGAAGUAUGAUGAUAAACGCAAACUCUUGGUUAUUGUUUGUGACGGUAUGAUUAUUGGCCAAGGAAACGAUCGUCCCACGCCUCGCAUCGUACUCGACAUUCUCGGAGUUGCCGACACCGUUGAUCCUGAGCCUCUAAGCUUCGAGUCUCUCGGUGAAGGUCUCAAGCAGCACAACAUGGGCAAGGUUUAUUCUGGUCUCUAUGAAGUCCAAGGUCACAUUGUUCCUUUCCUGGUGAUUGUCAAGGUUGGUAAGCCUUCCGAGGUUGGCCGUCCCGGCAACCGUGGCAAGCGUGAUUCCCAGAUGAUCGUCAUGCGCUUCCUGAACCGUGUUCACUACAAUCUUGCCAUGAGUCCCAUGGAACUUGAAAUGUACCACCAAAUUCGGAACAUCAUCGGUGUUAACCCCACCUUUUACGAAUUUAUGCUACAGAUUGAUGCCGAUACUGUCGUCGCCCCGGACUCUGCCAGCCGCAUGGUGUCUGCUUUCAUUGAUGACACGCGCUUGAUUGCGGUUUGCGGUGAGACUGCCCUUACCAAUUCCAAGUCUUCCUUCAUCACUAUGAUCCAGGUUUACGAGUACUACAUUUCGCACAACCUUUCCAAGGCAUUCGAGUCGCUCUUUGGUUCCGUCACCUGUUUACCUGGCUGUUUCUCCAUGUACCGAAUUCGUGCCGCGGAGACUGGCAAGCCUUUGUUCGUCAGCCGCGAGAUCGUGGAGGACUACUCCACCAUUCGUGUUGACACUCUGCAUAUGAAGAACUUGUUGCACCUUGGUGAAGAUCGUUACCUCACAACCUUGCUGCUCAAGUAUCACAACAAGUAUAAGACCAAGUAUAUCUUUACUGCUCACGCCUGGACUAUCGCGCCUGAUUCGUGGAAGGUCUUCCUUUCACAGCGUCGUCGUUGGAUCAACUCUACUGUCCACAACCUCGUUGAGCUGAUUCCCAUGGCGCAGCUCUGCGGUUUCUGCUGUUUCAGUAUGCGUUUUGUCGUUUUCAUCGACCUGCUCAGCACCAUCGUCCAACCCGUCACCCUCGCCUAUAUCGUCUACCUGAUUGUACUCGUCAUUGAAAACACCAGUGUCGUACCAGUGACGGCCUUUAUUCUUCUUGGUGUCAUUUAUGGUCUCCAGGCCAUCAUUUUCAUCUUGCGCCGCAAGUGGGAAAUGGUUGGUUGGAUGAUUUUGUAUAUCCUUGCCAUUCCUGUGUUCAGUUUUGGUCUUCCCCUGUACGCUUUCUGGAACAUGGAUGACUUUGCCUGGGGUAACACUCGUGUCGUGGCUGGUGAGAAGGGCAAGAAGGUCAUCGUUUCUGACGAGGGCAAGUUUGACCCCAGCACGAUUCCCCGCAAGAGGUGGGAGGACUACCAGGCCGAGCUCUGGGAGACUCAGACUUCUCGCGACGACACGCGCUCGGAAGUCUCGGGCUACAGCUAUGCCACCAAGGCCCACCCUCACGUUUCCGAGUAUGGCUUCCCUAGCCGCCCUGGUUCAACGACUGGUCUGGUACCGCAAAUGCCACACAUGUCCCAUGACCCUCGCAGCAUGUCUCGCAUGUCGUUUGCUCACUCUGAGAUGGGUGCCAACCGCAUGAGCUCAUACGGCGGCUCUCAAUUCUUUUCUCCGGAAGACAUGGUUGGCCUGCCUAGUGAUGACGCGCUGUUGGCUGAGAUUCGCGAGAUUCUCAAGACGGCCGAUCUGAUGACCGUUACCAAGAAGGGCAUCAAGCAGGAGCUCGAGCGACGUUUCGACGUACCUCUUGACGCCAAGAGACAAUACAUCAAUAGCGCCACCGAAGCACUGCUCUCUGGUCAGCUGUAA
Beauveria bassiana ARSEF 2860 is the source of this 5583-nucleotide messenger RNA. RefSeq names its product class V chitin synthase. The record is from RefSeq and is a predicted model, not a curated record. The coding region runs from base 1 to 5583 and encodes 1860 amino acids. Lineage: Eukaryota; Fungi; Ascomycota; Sordariomycetes; Hypocreales; Cordycipitaceae. Gene Ontology annotation, cellular component: cell periphery; myosin complex; cell septum. The transcript is spliced from 2 exons. Gene Ontology annotation, molecular function: chitin synthase activity; cytoskeletal motor activity; ATP binding.